Cuscuta europaea is the source of this 1457-nucleotide messenger RNA. Lineage: Eukaryota; Viridiplantae; Streptophyta; Magnoliopsida; Solanales; Convolvulaceae. The record is from the annotation of a GenBank genome assembly.
CGGGAUAACAACUCGCGAUCGGCAGGAAUGACGCUCAGUCAAUUUCGAGUAUGCCAAUAAAAGGACUUACCGAAUGGGAAGUGGCAGUGGGACAGGCCAUUGUUUCGCUGGGAUACUAAGCCAUUUUGGGCCGAGUUGGGGUCCAAGGUCUGACAGCCAGAAGAAGUCGCAGCUCGGUCUCAUAAAGAAUCUCCCAGAUUGGCGGUUGAUAGCCUGGGAUGACCGGAGCAACUCAAAAGGAAACUUCCCGUACGAGACAAACCGACCACCAGGCAGGCGUCACACCGACCGGCAUCCCACCGUCCGGCACCCUCUCGCUCAGUACCUGUAUCUUUUCCUGGAAUGGUGGACCGACAGUUGACCCUCUGCAAGCAGCAUCACCUUUCAGUGGGCCGGAACUCCCUAGAAUACCGUCAUCGUCUUAUACACCGAACAACAUACCAAUUUAGCAUGCGAUAAGGGAGCGCAGAUUACCGCUCGACCUUUCCAUGGCUCACACAGUCCGACCCAAUACAACAACGGACGGAGAUCAUCCUCAACUGAUUGCAGUCGUUCGGUCAACGAGGGACGAACGGGAGUGAAGGAUAAGGGAUUUGAUACUGGCCAUCCCUAAUCACCGGCCAAGUCAACGGUCAGCGGAAUUCCUUGCUCAUAUUCACUGCCGUUCGAUCUGCUUGAGCAGAUGAUUUGCGGCUAGCUGCGAGGGGAAGAGUGAUAUGAUCGACUAAGUGAUGGCCUUGUAAAACGACAAGCAUAUGGGCUGGAUCGCCUUUGACGAUCAAAUUCACCAGGCUAAUAACUUGGCCUGGCAGCCGGAACUCAGCCUAUUUCAGGAAAAUGAAGCCACAUGCUUUUGGAUCCUCAUCGACAACAUGUAGUAAAGGUGUAGAUUCAACAAUUAACUGUCACCACAAUAUAAAAUCUGUUUUGAGAGUUCUUAAAAAUGGGUUGAAUGUGGGAAGGAAGUUUCAUGAGUGCUCUUUAUGGCCAGUUAACAUGGGAUGUGGAUUUUUCUUGUGGAAGGAUGAUGUAGAGAUAAGAGGCACACAUCAUGGAGAAGAGAUGAAGACAAAAGCAGACAAUGUGAGGUUCAUGACUACUGCAAUGGUUGAACAAAGGGCUGUACAAGGACAGAUUGCUUAUCUUACAAAGCUACUUGAAAAUGAAGCCAAGGAAAACAAAAAAUUUAGGCAAUCAGUUGCUUUUGUUUUCAUUGCUGUAGUUGCUUUUGUUGGUAUGUUGUAUAUGCACUUCAACACAAAAAAAUGCAUAUAUUAGUGGUUGUAGUAGUGUGUUGUAAUCUGGUGUGUUGUAAUCUGGUGUGUUGUAAUGCAAAUUUAGGCAAUCAGUUGCUUUUGUUUUCAUUUGGUCUGUAAUGACAGUUUUUCAUUGCUAAUGUAGUACUUAUUGAUGACCAUUUAGCACUUUCCAUUGUUAAUAUAGUAAAACUUUUCAUC